This is a messenger RNA of Apis dorsata (giant honeybee), 1660 nucleotides long. RefSeq names its product innexin shaking-B-like. The record is from RefSeq and is a predicted model, not a curated record. Lineage: Eukaryota; Metazoa; Arthropoda; Insecta; Hymenoptera; Apidae. The coding region runs from base 801 to 1391 and encodes 196 amino acids. Gene Ontology annotation, molecular function: gap junction channel activity. The transcript has 4 exons. Gene Ontology annotation, cellular component: plasma membrane; gap junction.
UCAUUCAAAAACGUUUAAGUUUGUUUCGCUAAAAUAAAUAAAUAUAAAUUAUUUAGAAAAAAAAUCAAAAUUUAAAAAAAAUUUUUUAAUUUCAAUACGAGUCGAAAGCUACUUAAUGCCAUCACUAGAUAAAGUAGCGAGUGAAUCGUGUUGUCACAUCGGCGCCAAAGCAAUUUUAAGGAAGCGGGGUUGAUCGAAAUAGUAGUAAGAGAACGAGUGAAAGACAGAAAGAGAGAGAUACAAAAGUAAAAAAAAAUAUAAAAAUAAAAUUGACUCGAACUAAAAGAGAUCAGAGAAAAAGUAACAGUUGUGGUGUUCAUGUUUUGCCAACCAGUAGGAUGUUCUUCCGUUAUCUGUUUUCCACUUCCAAGUGUUUCUUCAAAUUUUAGAAAUAAUUGAUAUAAAGUUCAUUACUAAGAAAAUAAAACAAAAUAAUAAAUUCAAUUUUUUUCAUAACUUGAACUGAGUGAUAAACGAAUAAAAACAAUCGUACUUAUAUACAUAUAUUUUCUUAAAGUUGAAAAUACGUAUAAUUUAUAGUGAUAUUAAUGUCAUUAGUUGGACAAAUAAAAAUAAUCAGGAGUAUACGUUUUUUGAAAUUUAAGUUGCGUUGUAAUUCAAAAGAGGAUGUUAGUGUAUCGAACAAGUGACUAAGAACCAUAAUAAAUUCAUGUUUUUAACUUUAAACAAAAUUUUAUUAAUGGAGAUGUUAAUAUAUAUAAGUUCUAUAAAUAAAAAAAAUCGUAAGAAUAUUUUCUUAACAUUUAAAAUUAAACUUUAGUGAUAUUGCUAAAGUAUCGAUGUUUGUAUUGAAUUAUAAUUGUUCGAGUAUGAAGUAUGUAUCUACUGUCAAUUCUUCUGCAAAAAUUAUCAUAAAUGGGGAAGUUAUAUUUUCGCCAAAUAAAAUUUUGGAAAAUAGAGUUUUGAUUGAAUACAAUGAUGUGACAAUUAGAACUAUUAGAAGUAAAAACGAAGUGAAAAUGAUAGAUAAAGUCAUGGCACUUUGUUAUUCUUUGCAUAUGAAUAAAACGAAAACCGAUAGCAUCACUAUCAGAUUACACUUCUUAACAACAAUUCUAAUACUGAUGUUUUCAGCAAUUAUUAGCAGCAAACAAGUUGUAGGAAAUCCAAUAGAAUGUGUUCAUACCAGAGAUAUACCCGUUGAGGCUUUCAAUUCAUAUUGCUGGAUACACAGUACAUAUUUUGUGACUAGAGCUAUGCUGGGUAUCAAUGGCAUAGACAUUGUGGCACCUGGAGUUGCGCCUUCUUAUGGAAAUCAUUAUGAUCAAGGAGACGAUAUAUUUUCCAAUAAGAAAACAAUAAAAAAUGUAAAAUAUUACCAGUGGGUCGCCUUCGUCUUAAUAUUACAAGAGUCGGAAAACGGGAAGUGAGCUGAUUGACGUGUAGGUGUUUCCGACCGUUUCGGUUUGAGCACAAUGCGAAAUUGAUUAUUUUGUUUUUCACGAUACACACUGCCUUUGAACCCCUUUUCUACGUUGGAUCUGUGACAAGAACUCUCGAAAAUGGAGAAAUGUAUACUUUGUUCAAAUAUUGUUAUUUUCUUCAACCUAAAUGUUGUUUCAAAUGUGUUUAAUUCUUUUUAAAAUUAAAUAUCGUUAAUUAUUAAAUAUUAUAUACACAUAUAUAUAUUUAAUAUUUC